AUGGCGGCCAGGGGCCACGCCGCGGGGCCCGCGGAGUCUCCGCGCUGCGCCGGGAACAACAACGGGACGUGCGCAGAGCAGCUCGGCUUCCCGCCCUUCUCCUCCACGCUCGCGCUCAUUGUGCUGGUGCUCGUGCUCGUGGGGAUCGUUCUGGUUUCCUUGGCAACCUUCCAUCUCCACAAGAGGAAGCUCCAUAAAAGGAAAAUCCUGCGUGCGCAGGAGGAGUACGAGCGCGACAGGCGCAGCCCCGCGCGCGCCUCCGCCAACGAGCUCGUGAGACCGAGUGUCAUUGUUCGGCCGCUCCGAAGUGAAGAGAGGCCCCGGGGCCCCAGCGGGGGCCCCCCCGCCGAGGGACCCCCUGCCGAGACCCAGGGACCCCCCACCCAGGGCCUGGGACCCCCCGCCGACGGACCCCCCGCCGAGGGCCUGGGACCCCCCGCCGAGUCCCCCCCCGCUGGGGGCCCCAGUGACUGUUGA
Molecule: messenger RNA, 477 nt
Organism: Boleophthalmus pectinirostris (great blue-spotted mudskipper)
Lineage: Eukaryota; Metazoa; Chordata; Actinopteri; Gobiiformes; Gobiidae
Exons: 1
Coding region: 1-477 (158 amino acids)
Source: RefSeq, a predicted model, not a curated record